CAUGCCAAAGCCAAGCACAUCCAGCUGUUGGCGUCUCGUCUGAAGUGUCUGCAGUGUUUCCGUGCUCACGCCCACAGAGUGAAACUGCUUGUUCCCAUCAUGACUACGUUGGACAUUCGGCUGAAGAAAGUGAAUAAGGUGUACCACGAAGGCGAGACAGUGGCUGGAGUUGUGAUAGUGGAAAGCAAGACUGAGACCAAGCAUGAGGGCCUUACGUUGUGGCUCGAGGGCACUGCCAGCAUGCAACUCAGUGCCAAAAAUGUCGGCAUCUUCGAGGCAUUCUACUCGUCCGCCAAGCCCGUACAGCUUAUUGGCUACUCGCUCGAGAUAGCUAAAGCUGGCCGUCUGCCCGCUGGCCGCACCGAACUGCCCUUCGAACUUCCCCUGAGACCUCGACCAGGCCGAACAUUGUACGAGACUUACCAUGGAGUCUUUAUCAACAUCCAGUACCUCUUGCGAUGUGAGAUGAAGAGAUCACUGCUCAGCAAGGAUGUUCAGAAAACACUUGAGUUCAUUGUUGAGUUGCAGGAAGGCGCCGAGAAGGCAACACCAGUUCCAGUUAACAUCAACAUAACACCAGAGUCACUACAGAAUGUUCGAGAUCACUCGAGAGUGCCUCGGUUCCUCAUCAAAGGACGGAUUGACAGCACUUGCUGCUGCAUCACCAAGCCCUUCACUGGAGUGCUAUCAGUGGAAAACUGCGACUCUGCCAUCCGCUCCAUCGAACUCCAGUUGGUGAGGGUGGAGACAUGCGGCUGCGCCGAGGGCUACGCCCGUGAUGCCACUGAGAUCCAGAACAUCCAGAUUGGGGAGGGUGAUGUGUGUCGAGGCAUCGACAUCCCUAUCUACAUGGUUUUUCCAAGGCUCUUCACCUGCCCUACACUCAUCACCAACAACUUCAAGAUAGUUUCAAGGACUGGCACAUUAUUCUGCAAACCUGUUAUUGCCUUGGCUGCAAGACACAGGCGUGGUGAAAAGAAAUGCAUGAUGGUGCACAUUCUGUGCCUCCUUUUGGUUCUGUAGCUCAGCUACAGCAUUGGAGGUUCUUUGCUGCCACCUCAAGUGUUGAUAUAGCUUGGUGUACUAGGGAGAAAGCUUAACAGAUUACUCAGCAAAUUUCCAAAUUCUGCCUUAGAGGGACUGACACCCAAUUUUCUAUG
This is a messenger RNA of Dermacentor albipictus, 1160 nucleotides long. RefSeq names its product vacuolar protein sorting-associated protein 26C. The record is from RefSeq and is a predicted model, not a curated record. NCBI's taxonomy places the organism in Eukaryota, Metazoa, Arthropoda, Arachnida, Ixodida, Ixodidae. Gene Ontology annotation, cellular component: endosome. Gene Ontology annotation, biological process: intracellular protein transport.